AUGGGACCUCCAAAUGACACAGUGGUGACUGAAUUCAUCUUGGUUGGGUUAUCUGAACACCCCCGAGCACAGGCUGUGUUCUUUUGGUUCCUCUUGGUGGUAUACCUCACAAGCUUUCUUGGGAAUGGCCUCAUCAUCAUAUUGAUAAUUGCAGACUCUCAUCUUCAUUCUCCUAUGUAUUUCUUUCUUUGUAUCCUCUCCUUGGUGGAUCUCAUUAUUUCCAACAAUGCACUUCCCGAAGUCAUGGCCAACUGCUUCUCUGACAGGGCCACCAUCUCCUUCUACAGAUGUUUGGUUCAGAUGUAUGUUGGUCUGUUGCUCGUUGUAAUAGAAUGUCUUCUUCUGGCUGUUAUGGCAUAUGACCGCUUUGCAGCGAUAUGCCAGCCGCUCCACUACAUGCAGAUCAUGAGCUGGAGGUUUUGUACCACUUUAGUAUCUUUAUGUGUGGUCCUUGCCUUACUGAAUACCUUGAUCAACAUAUUGUUGCAGCCAACGGACUUCUGUGGACACAAUAUCAUUAAUCAUUUUGCAUGUGAGUUACAAUCAUUCCUUAAACUGGCUUGCUCUGAUAUACGUGCAACUGAGCUCUACAUGCAAGUUACCAGCUUCUUUAUCCUAAUACCCCCCUUUGGCUUCAUCGUUGUAACUUAUGGGCGCAUAGGCUUAGCUGUCCUGCGCAUUCGUUCAACACAGGGUCGCAAGAAAGCUUUCUCCACCUGUAGUUCUCACCUCAUGGUGGUCAGUGUCUUUUAUAGUACAAUCAUGAUCAUGUACUUGAAACCCCAAGCGAAAUCUGCUUCAGAUCAAGAUAAAGCCAUAUCUUUAAUGUAUGGGGUCUUAACUCCCACGCUCAACCCCCUGAUCUACAGCUUGAGAAACAGAGAUGUGAAGGGAGCUUUCUGGCGACUGUUUGGAAGGAAAAUAUCAAAAUAA
This is a messenger RNA of Gekko japonicus, 933 nucleotides long. Its product is annotated as olfactory receptor 13H1-like. The coding region runs from base 1 to 933 and encodes 310 amino acids. Gene Ontology annotation, biological process: G protein-coupled receptor signaling pathway. The transcript has a single exon. Gene Ontology annotation, molecular function: G protein-coupled receptor activity; olfactory receptor activity. The record is from RefSeq and is a predicted model, not a curated record. NCBI's taxonomy places the organism in Eukaryota, Metazoa, Chordata, Lepidosauria, Squamata, Gekkonidae. Gene Ontology annotation, cellular component: membrane.